Molecule: messenger RNA, 1992 nt
Organism: Aethalodelphis obliquidens (Pacific white-sided dolphin)
Lineage: Eukaryota; Metazoa; Chordata; Mammalia; Artiodactyla; Delphinidae
Gene: TMEM107
Product: transmembrane protein 107
Exons: 6
Coding region: 228-986 (252 amino acids)
Biological process (GO): protein localization to ciliary transition zone; non-motile cilium assembly
Cellular component (GO): MKS complex
Source: RefSeq, a predicted model, not a curated record
GAGCGGGCCAUUUUCUGCACUCUGCAAAUCCCUCACCAAUCUGAGCAAGUUGUCUGGGGAGUUGGUUGGGGGGAACCCGAAUCAAGGAAGGUUCAGGUAUGAACCUUGUCCGCCGACAAGCGGUUGUCCGCCGACAACCAGGGGCUCCGGGAGAAUAAACGACAGCCGGACAACGUAGGGGCAUCCACCUCUCCAAGUUCGGCCCAGGGCAGGUGGAAGCUAAACGGAUGCGGAGGAUGGAAGAAAAGAGAGUGUCCAGGCCUCAGGCAUGGCGAUGCCCUAAGGCCGGCGUGGCGGUGACAGUGGUAUCCGGAGAGUCGUCCUGGGCAGCGCAGCGGGGGCUGGGGGCCGGGCGGCUCCCGGCGUGGGCAUCCGGAGAUUCCCGUCGUAGCCCCCGCUUAUGCGGUUACCAAGGCAACUGGGCGGCACCAGCGCGAGCGGGAAGGCGGAGUACGUCGAAUUUUUGUAGGCUAACCUGGAGACUUAAGGAGUGGCCCUCCCUGAGCUUCCAGUCCCAGAGACCACGGUCUCUGCUCCAGGAGGUAACCCUUACCCAGGGGGCCAUGGGUCGGAUCUCGGGACUCGUGCCCUCUCGCUUUCUGACGCUCCUGGCGCAUUUGGUGGUCGUCAUCACCUUAUUUUGGUCGCGGGACAGCAACAUCCAGGCCUGCCUGCCUCUCAAGUUUACCCCUGAGGAAUAUGAAAAGCAGGACAUGCAGCUGGUGGCAGCGCUCUCUGUCACCCUGGCCCUCUUUGCAGUGGAGCUGGCCGGUUUCUUCUCAGGAGUUUCCAUGUUCAACAGCACCCAGAGCCUCAUCUCCAUUGGGGCUCACUGUAGUGCAUCUGUGGCCCUAUCCUUCUUCAUAUUUGAGCGUUGGGAGUGCACCACGUACUGGUACAUUUUUGUCUUCUGCAGUGCCAUCCCAGCCGUCACCGAAAUAGCAUUAUUCAUCAGCGUCUUUGGGCUGAAAAAGAAACCUUUCUGAUACCUUCGUGACUGGAAGUAGGGAUGAAGGCUGGAGAAGCGAGGGACCACUCACCGUUCCUGGAAGAAGGGAACCAUAGACUUCAGCCCUCCCCCUAAAACUGCAUUUGGUGGAGGAUGUCAGUGUUAGGGUAAUUGUCUCUCGAGUCUGGAGUUAUGAGUUUUGUUUACAAUUCUUUGUAAAAAAAAUAUAUUUUAGGGUAAGAUCAAGACUUACUGGAAUUCGUGGCAGUACAGUGGUUAGGACUCCGCGCUUCCACUGCAGGGGGCGCGGGUUUGAUCCCUGGUCGGGGAACUAAGAUCCCGCAUGCCGCGCAGCGUGGCCAAAAAAAAAAAAAAAAGAUAGAUCAAGACAUAAAAAUUUCAGGAGAAAAUUGGGGUGGCCAAUCUACUAUAGAAACGGAAGUCUUGCACUCUAAGAUACUAGAUGUCGCUUUUAUUUUGGUUAUUACGGUAGCUUUCUGGCGGAAGGGGGUGGGCGGGGAUAUGUAAAUAAAGUGAGGCGGCCGGGUACGACAGCAGGCUCUUAAGUGAGUGGAGCGUUCUGGGAGGAAUUAGCCUAUGCUUUUUUGACGCCAAAUGCAAAAAUAUAUUUUAUAACAUCUGCAAAUAAAUGUAGCAACAGAAAUGGAAGAACCUAGAUAGCUUUAGGUUGCUCAGGGUAACGUGUUGGGUUCUCACCCUCGCUCAAAGUGGAAUCUUUUUCCCAGAGUACGGAAUGCCCCAGAGUUUUCUAUAUCGUCAGGUAGGAUAAUCCUUACCUGUUUCUCCUUUUGGAGAACAGAAUGGAAUAUGAUGAUUGGAGCACGCAUGAUUUCGUGAUUAACGGCUGUGCGUAAUCAGGCUUUGCAACAUCCUGAUUGCUCCUCUCUGAUUCUUUCUGACGAUCUUUAUCUUUAGUGUAGUUCUUUCCGUGGGUAAUAGUUAAGUGUUUUUAGCGGUAUGGUAUGCUUAUUGAAAGAAGAAACAGACGUGUUAUUCGUGUCCAGAGCACCAGAGUUUCUUGG